AUGAAGGGCCAGGUCCGCAAUAGCGGGCGGCGUCGCAUUUACCUGUGGCUCACCACCUCCACCCGCGACCGUCGCAACCGGACUGACGAUGUCGGCACCCAUCUUCAGGCGGCGCGCAGAGAGCGAAACAAGGUGCAUAGAGUCAACGACUUGUUCCAUGCUUCUGGCAUGUGGCAUCACCCCCGUGACACCCUGGAAGGCAUCAUUCUUCAGGGAAUGGGGAGGGGGCUGGCGUGGAGCUUCGUGAUUGUCCCUGCGUGUUUUGUGCUGACCUUUAUCGUCUGCAUAACCUCGUAUCGUGGCGGUGACCGGCGCGCACGGCAACAGCACGCGCAAGAGGAGUGGCAGCAUCACCUGCUGGAGGCGGUGCAGAAACGAGCGGCAGCGGAAAAGGAACUGCAGUCGGUAUGCAAUCACGCUAUGGAGGCGAAGUCUGUACUUCGCCCCAUUCCGGAGGAGCAGCGCUGGGCUGCGCAGCUAGAGGCGAACAUGGCGUUCAUCAAUGAAAAGCUUCAGAGCCGCCUAGGCGAUGGCGAGUCAAGGCGGGAAGGUGGGUGA
Molecule: messenger RNA, 558 nt
Organism: Leishmania major strain Friedlin
Lineage: Eukaryota; Euglenozoa; Kinetoplastea; Trypanosomatida; Trypanosomatidae
Exons: 1
Coding region: 1-558 (185 amino acids)
Source: RefSeq, a predicted model, not a curated record